AAAGCUUCACUCUCUGCUGAAGAGAUAUCAAGUAUGGUUCUUGCAAAAAUGCGGGAGAUUGCUGAAGCCUAUCUUGGAUCAACUGUGAAGAAUGCAGUGAUCACGGUCCCUGCUUACUUCAAUAAUUCACAGCGUGAGGCAACAAAAAAAGCUGGUAUUACUGCAGGUCUAAAUGUGAUGCGUAUCAUCAAUGAACCAACUGCAGCAGCCAUUGCUUAUGGCCUGGACAAGAAGGCUGGUUGGUAUAGCAAGAGAAAUGUACUCAUAUUUGAUUUGGGUGGGGGUACUUUAGAUGUGUCACUACUUACAAUAGGUGAUGGUGUCUUUGAAGUGAAAGCCACUGCUGGAGAUACUCAUCUUGGAGGUGAGGACUUCGAUACCAAAAUGGUGAAUUACUGUGUUGUGGAAUUUAAGAGGAAGCACAAUUUUGAUGUCAGUGGAAACAGCAGAACUCUUAGGAGGUUAAGAAAUGCAUGUGAAAAGGCAAAGAGGAGACUUUCAUUUACAACUACAACUGACAUCGAAAUUGAAUGUUUGCAUCAAGGUAUUGAUUUCUGUGUGACUUUUACUCGUGCCAAAUUUGAACAGCUCAACCUUGAUUUCUUUAAUAAGUGUAUGGAGCCUGUGGAGAAGUGUUUGGAGGAUGCCAAAAUGGACGUUGGUAGUGUCCAUGAUGUCGUUCUUGCUGGUGGCUCUUCUAGAAUUCCCAAGGUGCAACAACUGCUACAGAAUGUGUUCAAGGGGAAGGAGCUGUGCAAGAGCAUAAAUCCUGAUGAGGCAAGCUGUUCAAGCUGCAGUCUUGACAGGUGGGAACUUGCAUGGGAAACUACAAGACUUCACUCUCUUGGAUGUCACCCCUCUCUCACUUGGAGUGGACUGUACUGA
Messenger RNA from Rosa chinensis, 885 nucleotides. RefSeq names its product heat shock cognate 70 kDa protein. Gene Ontology annotation, biological process: cellular response to unfolded protein; protein refolding. The annotation marks the transcript as partial. The transcript has a single exon. The record is from RefSeq and is a predicted model, not a curated record. Gene Ontology annotation, molecular function: misfolded protein binding; ATP-dependent protein folding chaperone; heat shock protein binding. Gene Ontology annotation, cellular component: cytoplasm. NCBI's taxonomy places the organism in Eukaryota, Viridiplantae, Streptophyta, Magnoliopsida, Rosales, Rosaceae.